UCAGCCGGGGACUCUUUUCGGCGCAACGCCAACAAACUCUGGCCGUAACUAUACAGCGUAUUAAACACAGCUGAGCCAAAUAACGAACUAACUGCCCUUACUGAGGAGAGCUGAGAGUGUCACAGCAUUAAAUCACUAAAACAGAUGUUUGACCAGCAUAAAAUGGACUUUUCUGCUUUAAUGGCAAAACCAAUAGGCACAAAGGUGUUUGUACCUGACAAAUCAUCCGUGCAGUUCUUCCGGGGCAAACUAGGACAGAGUCUUUAUCCUAAAAGAAAGGAUUUUGACUUGAAAGAUCAGAAGGUCUGGGAGUACAACAGCCUGCAGGAUAAAUACCUGAAGAAGUUCUUUAGCCAACCGGAGAAGAAGAAGCGUCUCGUUAAGCUUGGCUUAAUUUCUCAGGAUGGAAAGGUGCAGUGCUCCGUGAAGGAGUUUAACGAUUAUGUUGAUCACCUGAAACAAACCCAACUGAAACAGGUCAAGAAAGAGAGUGAGGAGCUGAAACUGAUAGAUCUGGAGGAAGAGGAGAUCUUCGAAGAAGAAGUGGCUGAUGUUUCAGAUGAGGACAUUUACCAAGCUCCAAGAGAAGAAACUGUGGAGAUGUUUGACCAGCAUAAAAAGGACUUUUCUUCUCUAAUGGCGAAACCGAAGGGCACAAAGAUAUUUGUGGCUGAUAAAUCAUCCGUGCAGUUCUUCCGGGGCAAACUAGGACAGAGUCUUUAUCCUGAAAGAAAGGAUUUUGACUUGGAAGAUCAGAAGGUCUGGGAGUACAACAACCUGCAGGAUAAAUACCUGAAGAAGUUUUUUAGCCAACCGGAGAAGAAGAAGCGGCUCAUUGAACUUGGCUUAAUUUCUCAGGAUGGAAAGGUGCAGUGCUCCGUAAAGGAGUUUAACGAUUAUGUUGAUCACCUGAAACACAUGCCCCAGCCGGAGAAGAAGGAGAAGAAGAAGAAGAAGGAGGAGAAGAAGGAGAAGAAGAAGAAGGAGGAGAAGAAGGAGAAGAAGAAGGAGAAGAAGAAGGUGAGGAAAGAGAUAAAGGAGCUGAAACUCAUUGACCUGGAGGAGGAGGAGGUCUUCAAAAAAGAGUGGGAUGAUGCUUCAGUUGAGGAAUUAAGCCAAACUCCUGGAGAAGAAAUUGUGGAGAUGCCGACAUCAAAGCCACUCCCCUCUACCUGCACUGAGAAGAAGCUGAUGAAGGAUAGGAAACGUUCCAGCUUCAGUUGGUCACAUAUCCAAACGCUAUCCAGCACCCGGGAGAAAGAAGAGGAAACUACAAAAGAAGAUGGCAGCCAGACUAGCUCAGUCUGGUCCCUCUUCAAGAAAGUUUGGAAGGCCGUAAGGCGCCCAAGAUCAGCUCCGUCUGCCAUCUAAAUUUCCCCAUUUUCUCCCAAUUAAUGAAACCAUUUCAUUAUUUAUUAUAUCCCCGCCCCACCCCUUCACUCUGUUUUUCCCCCAUUUCGAUUUCUUGCUUUCUAUCUUCUUUCACUUCUAUUCUAUAUUAAUCAUAUGAUUUGGUCAACGCAGUUCAUAUUAAUCUAUUGUACUGUAUAAAAUUGUCCAAUCCAGUCCCAGUGUAGGCUGAGCUCCAUCCUUAUAGAUGUAGAGCUCUUUUAGUAAAUCUGAAUUUUAAAAUUUGAUCUGAUAAUAGUCUGAAACACAACAAUUGAUGCAUCAAUUUAAUUCGGCUAUUAUAAUAUUUCAUAUCAUGUAUAUCAUUUGCUGCUCAGUUGACUGCUCAGUAUUUACUGAUGCUCUGCUCCAUCGAUAUAGAUGUUGAGCUUUUGGUAUAUCAGAAUAUUUGUGCAGCACACUGAGCAGCAGAUAUCUCACUUCUAUCAGAUAUCACCUAAAAAUCAUCUACAAUUGAAGAUUGCAGCGAUGGCUGCAGCAAAAGUAAGACUGAGAGUGCAUCCUGAUUGGUCCCUGCUUGUGUUUAGAUCUGUCAGUGAGCACUGUGAGAGCGAUUUACGCUCCACAGCUCUCUUUCUAAGCUACGAUAUUCAUUUAGUUUAGUUUCUGCAGCAUAAAGGAAGAGAAUUUGGCCACAGGUUAUAUAAAAUUUUUAAUUGAUUGAUGUUGAAGUAAGUUUAUAUUAUACAGGGGAUAUAUUUGUGCACGGGUAUAUCUAUUGUAUAUUGUAUAGGUAUUGUAGAUGGUUUGCAGGCAUCAGGGAGCUGGUAUAUAUAGAACUGUCUAUUUGGUCUUAAAGUCACAUCAUAUCAUGUAUUAGUCAUAUAUGGUUUAGACCAGAGGAGGAUGGGUCCCCCUUGUGAAGCCUGGUUCCUCCUGAGGUUUCUUCCUACAGGGGAGUUUUUCCUCACCACUGUCGCUUUAGGCUUGCUCACUUGGGGUUGUAAAAAUCACUAGACUAAAAAAAGUGAUGUGACGUGACUUUAAAGAAACCACAUAACAGUGAACUGACCCUUGACCAAAUCAUAUCAUUACCCCC
Molecule: messenger RNA, 2449 nt
Organism: Astyanax mexicanus (Mexican tetra)
Lineage: Eukaryota; Metazoa; Chordata; Actinopteri; Characiformes; Acestrorhamphidae
Product: DNA ligase 1-like
Exons: 11
Coding region: 145-1371 (408 amino acids)
Source: RefSeq, a predicted model, not a curated record